CCCCGGACAAAUAAGAUGCAAGCUUGCACAAAUAACAGAGACCAUACAUAUAAUGGAUGUUCAAACGGUUAAAAUGAACAGCCUUCAAUGCACUUCCGCAGCACUCUCCCUCCAAUCAUCGGCGACAGUCACCACCAACGCUACUCUAAAAAAGGCAUUACCGGACAACGUUGAAGAAAAGCUUCAGGAGGAAUCCGACAACGUUAAUCGGGACUGCAGCAGUCCCGCUAGUUGUAACUCGAGGCUUGAAAUGGAGUUCAGUGAGCUUGCAAACUAUAAUAGUGGUUCUCUUACCGCCAGUGGUAGUGUGGGAAAAUCAAACGGCUCGCUGAGCGCCGCAUCUUCAACCUCUACCUCUGCGGCGCGUCUUUCAACAAAUGUCAUUGAAGGCGAUGGAACAAACGGAACAGCAAGUGCAACGUCAUCUUUGGGCGUCUCAUCUGUCAGUGCAUCCUCACAUAUCAAAAAACGUAUUUCGAGCAAUCGUACACCGACUCGCAAGGCGCAUAGGAUUAAAUUCUAUCGCAACGGCGAUCGUUUCUAUCCAGGCAUAACCAUUCCAGUGUCUAAUGAACGUUAUCGGUCGUUUGAGAGUCUCUUCGAGGACCUAACUCGAUUGCUGGAGGAGAAUGUCAAGAUACCGGGAGCCGUUCGCACCAUCUACAACAUGUAUGGAAAAAAGAUUAUUGCACUGAAUGAGCUGGAAGAUGGCCAGAGCUACGUUUGUUCCUGCAAUAACGAGAACUUCAAGAAAGUAGAGUAUAAUACCAGCUCCCAGCCGUUGGCCAAUUUGACGUUGGCAACCAACAAUAGCCGCACGAACAAUCAGCGGUUGGCCAAGCUUCAGCGCCCUUCCUCACCAUUAAAGAACGGAUCUUUACUGUCUAGUACCCUAGCUCCAGCUGUAGGCAAUGGGAGUCCUUUCAACACGUCUCGUUGCACUGAACGGCUCAAUGUGGUUUAUCCUCGCAUUGUGACAUUAAUACGCAAUGGAACAAAGCCACGACGCAUAAUGCGCUUGCUGCUAAACAAACGAAACAGUCCAAGCUUCGAUCAUGUGUUGACCGCCAUCACCCAAGUGGUCCGUCUGGACACAGGCUAUGUGAGAAAGGUCUUCACGUUAUCUGGCGUAUCUGUGGUGCAGCUGGCUGACUUUUUCGGCCCGGAUGACAUUUUCUUUGCUUAUGGUACAGAGCGCGUUAACUCCACAGAAGAUUUCAAGUUGGAGGUUGAUGAGCAACGGGCGAUCAAUGCCAUUCGCAAGACCCUGCGCACGGCGGGUACGACCUGCAAAGGUCCCAAACCCAAGAUGCCAGUCAAGAGCAAAAAGAUUUUCGCGCCAACGCUAGAUUCAGAUUCCGAAUUCAAGACGGCGCCGCUCACCGUCACCGAGGUUGAUGAUGAUCAAGCUGCGUUUCUCAAAGGCACUGGCGUUGGAAUCGGGGAUUUGCCAUUAGCUAUUCGCGAUCAAUACACACUUGGCGAAAUAAUUGGCGACGGUAACUUUGCCGUUGUGCUAAAAAUAAAGGUGCGUGAAACGGGUGAUACCUUUGCCCUAAAAAUCAUCGAUAAGAGCAAAUGCAAAGGCAAGGAGCAUUACAUUGACGCUGAAGUUCGAGUUAUGAAAAAACUGGAUCACCCGCAUAUAAUAUCACUUAUAAUGGAUGUUGACCAUCAGGCCAAUAUGUAUCUUGUACUAGAGUAUGUGAGUGGUGGUGACCUUUUUGAUGCGAUCACGCAGGUGACGCGCUUUUCAGAGACUCAAUCACGCAUAAUGAUCAGGCAUUUGGGCUCAGCCAUGUCUUACCUACAUUCCAUGGGUAUUGUACACCGAGAUAUUAAGCCGGAGAACCUCCUCGUUGAACUGGAUGAAUAUGGAAAUGUUGUUGAACUAAAACUAGCUGAUUUUGGACUAGCCUGCGAGGUAACAGAACCACUUUAUGCCGUCUGUGGUACGCCCACUUAUGUGGCACCUGAAAUAUUAUUGGAGGUGGGCUACGGAUUGAAGAUUGACGUAUGGGCUGCUGGUAUAAUUUUGUAUAUAUUGCUGUGCGGAUUCCCACCCUUCGUGGCACUUGACAACCAACAGGAACCUCUCUUCGACGCAAUUAUAUCAGGAGUUUACGAGUUCCCCGAUCCAUAUUGGUCCGAUAUAGGAGACGGAGUGCGUGAUCUAAUCGCCAACAUGUUGCAGUCCGACCCAGAUGUCCGCUUCACAAGCGAAGAUAUUUUAGAUCAUUAUUGGACGAUGGGCAACGAGGAAAAUGGCUGCGGCGAUUAUAACAGCUGAAUUAUAAUCGUGUGGGAUGUUUAUUUAAUUUCAUCGCCCACUUUUCACCUUAUUAGAAGCAUUGAAUCAGAAUUAGCUCUUGUAUUACCUAAGUAUGUUAGAAUGAUUUUUUAUGGGCCUUAAUUUAUUUAUAUAUAUAUAUAUAUUUUAACACAAGCACUAUGUAAGAACAGUUGUGUUGCUGCGAUUACCAAAACUACUUAAUGAGCAGCAAUCAGUUUCUGUCAAUAAACAGAAACAUUCAGAAAACAUUUCGUAAAUUACAAUAAACAAACCGUUUACGGUUGAUAUCGCCACAA
This is a messenger RNA of Drosophila kikkawai, 2589 nucleotides long. The record is from RefSeq and is a predicted model, not a curated record. NCBI's taxonomy places the organism in Eukaryota, Metazoa, Arthropoda, Insecta, Diptera, Drosophilidae.